Messenger RNA from Bombus pascuorum, 17359 nucleotides. It is a transcript of the gene Ih, whose product is annotated as potassium/sodium hyperpolarization-activated cyclic nucleotide-gated channel 3. Bases 3533 to 6157 code for a protein of 874 amino acids. The record is from RefSeq and is a predicted model, not a curated record. The transcript is spliced from 17 exons. Lineage: Eukaryota; Metazoa; Arthropoda; Insecta; Hymenoptera; Apidae. Gene Ontology annotation, molecular function: voltage-gated potassium channel activity. Gene Ontology annotation, biological process: transmembrane transport; potassium ion transport. Gene Ontology annotation, cellular component: membrane.
GGCCGGCUAUCAGCCGCCUAACAUCGAGGUCGGGGUUACGCUUGUAUACGUAACACGGCUGCCGCAGGCACCCAUACACACACUUGCGACACCCGUGCACGGAUUCUCGCGGAUUCUCUUGUCGUGGGCUAGGCGAGCAGAGGGAUCUGCGAACUGUUCACGCGGGGAAUCCUUUUUGGUCGUCGACGGGUGGGCAGCCUUUCUCCAUGCAGUAUGCGUCAUAAUCGAUAAGGACAGGAGCGGGGCGCGUGUAUAGGAUCGUCUUAAAGGAAACGUCGCGCCCUUCGAGUAUGUCGAAAUGAAUGAAAGUCGCGAGAGAAAGAAGAGCGAGAGAGAGAAAACGAAAGAGAGUGUACGUUUGGACGAGGUGAGUGCGAGCGUGUGAGGGAGAGAAAGGGAGACAGGAGCAAACGUAAGAGGAAUCAUAGGUGUCGAGGUUAAGAGAUAACCGUGACUAAAGGGUAACGGGGUGGGGGGAAAAGGAAAGACAAGAAAUUCGCGCGCGCGUGUGUCUCUAAACAGAAAAAAAAAAAAAAAAAAAAAAAAAAGAAAUAAAGAAACAAUUGAAGCAGCUUGACACAUUCGACACCGUGGACAUCGUGCUGUUCGAUUCUUCGUAACGAGUCUCUUUUCGUUUGACAGUCGCAGAAAAGGAUCAACGGUGCGCCACACGUCGAAACGAACAACCGGUCCUCGGAAGAGUGGAAUGCGGACAACGUAGAGUGAACCGUAGACAGGACAAUUUAGAUAGACAAGCAGGCAAAAAGGGGGAGAGAAACAGAAAGAGAGAAAAGAAGCUGGUGAUAUCAUCACGGGUAAAGAAAUUGCGGAACGUAAACGGGUCACGCGAGCAGACCGUGUCAUCGGUGUCUCGUGCUUCGAGGGGGAAGUAUCGAGAUAUAUUGGCGGUGAGUGCGGUAUCGAGAGUAAUUAAGCAGUCGCGGGAUUACUCGGUAAUAAUGGCUGGUCGCGAUUGAGCGAGAGAGACAGAGGAAGCGUGUGCGCCGCGGCCACUAGUGUACACUGGCUACAUCUAUCCGAAUAACGCAGCAGGACGACGAAGAUAGAAAGGCCAAAGGAGAAAAACUAGAGAAGGCAAGUGAGAAUAGGUACUGAUAGGCUUGGAUAAAAGGAGAGGAAGAGGGGGGUUGAUUGCCGGAAAAGCGGCGGGAUCGCAAUCGAAGAAAAUCAGAUGUCGUUAGGGGCUGUUGCCAGAACCCGGAACGGAUAUAUCGUUAGAAACGGUGUGGCGAUCGAAUAAACGAGGCGAGCAUCAAGAACGAAGCGACAGCUUGUCGCGGUGGUCGUUGUCGUCAGUCGAACGUCGAUUCCCUUGCCGCUUCCUACUUGGAGCAGAAGAGUCGAUGGGAUUGCGAGGAACACAGCUGGAUCGAGUCGAAGCGUGCCAGCGAGGAACGGAGGAGUACGACUCGAAGCGGGCAGAUGAUUUUCGAUCGAUUGACGGUCGCACGGCAUCGAGACUAUCGCGCCACCGAGUCUUGUUACGUGUGUAGGUUGCCAUGCCGUCGAACUGCCGCCGGAGAUGCGCACCGACGUUCAGUGAUGAUGACACUUAGCUGAGAUGUGUCAUUUUUGACAGGAUCGACAGGGGAGAACAACGGUCGCCACGACAUCUGCUUCUUCCAAACGAUGCUUGGAUACAUCGUCGACGGAGGGAAACGAAACGCACGGUGAUCAGUAAUAACGAGAAGAAGGAAGAAAUAAAGAAAAUUGAGAGUAUAAUAGGGGGCAGACGAAGAAAGAAAUAGAGAACGUGAGGUGGAUCGAAGAAGAAAAGGAAAGCGAGUAUAGCAGAUCGGUGGAGAGAACGAGAGGAUGGCACCUCGAUGCUCGUGCGUGGCCAAGCCGAAUGUGAAGAAUCGCUUUGUAGCGAAGAAACGAGGGGUGCAGCAAGAACGAAACAAGGCGAGAAAGUACGCGACUGCGAUAACUCGUUUUUCGCAACUCGUAGCUGUGUCUCGAUUCUGAGAGGCGCCCCGUCGACGUCGUUUUUAUGUGGCCUCCUCGUCAGAGUGACGACGAGCGAGAGGAUUCGGCACAUUGCCCGUCGGCUGCACGUGCGCAUUGAUGGUCGAUAGUGAAACUCCUUUCGGAGGCAGAUAGACGCGGAAUAAUCCUGUGCUUUCUCUCGUGUCGAGUUUUCGUGUCGAACAGGUGAGAGACGGCCCGCACACACACGGCUGGCGAACGAAUCACGCGCAUUCCGUCCUAGAACGAAUAUUAAUAAAUAUAGGAAAGAAAAAGGAAGAAAAAAAGAGAAAGCAAAAUAAAAGAACUGAAGAGAACGGCGUGUAUGUGGAGCCUUUCGAGAAUCGUUCAACGGCUAACCAUCGUAUCUCAAGGAGAAUAAUCGGUAACUAGUCGUACCAAUCGUGUGCAGCGUGUUGAGAAUGAUAAAGAAAGAAUAAGAGAAAGAUAGAAGUAUACGAGACGGUGUGGUUUCGUUUCUGAGAGAGCAACGGCAACAGCAGCUGCACAUGCUACGGUGAUCCGUAUCAAUUCGCGACUGUGAUUUCUAAACUUAAGGUUAUAAACAAAUAUUAAAGAGAAAAAGACGAAGAAGAAAAAAGAGAGACGAGGGAAUAAGAAGCGGAGGAAGUAUAUAAAUUAUUAAACACAAGCAAGAUAGAAAAAUAUAAAAAAUCGUCCAUUGUGAUACUAAGAUAUACAUAUUAAACGAGAAUUAGGUGAACACGUGCGCUCAAGGAGAUGGGUGUGAAUGAAAGGGGGCGCGACACAGUGUGCCAGGCUGAAAUGCGAGUGUAAUUAAUGGAAACGAUGGUCGAUCGCGGGGCAUGCGUCGGAUCUACAAACUGUGAUACACCGAUAACCACACCGAGGAAAGCCUGAUGUUCGAUCACUGACGUCGAAUCGCGUGUACCGACCUAUCCAGAAACAAAGUGGAAUGAAUCGCCGGUUCCCAGUCGCGUUCUCAGCCACCUCGUGAUUCUUUCGCAGUCAGUUCAACCGCGUAACAUUGCAACAUUACAAGAAGCAGAGGGCUCAAGAUCAAAAGCAACACACGAGCGACCAGAAGCUUCCUAUUAGCAUACUGAACGGCGUUGAUGCAAGGCAAAGUGACGUUGAUCCUACGAGAGGCCUAGGUGAGAGGCAGUGAUCAGGCCGGUAAGGAGCCGCGUAGUGCAGGUGAAGCUAGGCGCGAAGAGAGGAGAGAAAGCUUUAGAGCAGCGUCGCCGGAGCAGUCACCAGGCAUCGUGUACCACCCCCUGGCUACGGGGGGUGGGACAGAAAGACCGUCAGCGUGGGUGCCGGUGCUGCAGGGGCGCGCCUGGCCCGUCGGCUCGCCCGCAGAUUAGCACGCCGACUAGCGGCUAGCUCGGGCCCGUUUCGGCGUACCGGCCUGGCGACCUCGGGGGGCCUCACGUCGGCGGCGGUGGCCGUGGCGGCCACGGGGGAGCAGUCCGCUCCCCCAGCAGCUGCGCCACGCCAUACCACGCCGAACGGAAGCGCCAACGGAUCGACCUCGAGCUCCAAUCGCAAGAACAGAGCCAUGUCCGUGAGAAGCCUGCACCGGCGCGUCUCUCACCCUUGCCAUGGAAUUGAGAACCGACAUGCCGCGAAACACGAAAAGCGUCCGUCACAGAAGCUCGAAACCUCCUGGCCAUUUUCCUUGGAGGGCGAGAGUGGCGGCGGUGGCGGCCGUUCUGUGACCAGCGCUGGUGGGGGUGGAGGAGGAGGUGGAGGUCGACGGGCACCGAGUCUACGGCUGCCGAACGGAAGAGCGACUACGGGGGUUAGUUUGCACACCAGCAGCACAGAAUCCGUUCGUUCACCCCAUCACCACCUCGGCCAGCAGCAGGGCGGUAACAAUAACAAUAACAACAACAACCAUAAUAAUAAUAACAACAACAACAAUAAUAACUGCCACGCCGGUAAUAACCCCGCCGCGAACAAUCAUCCACGGCUUAACAAAGAUGACAGCAUCAAGAUCAGCAUCGAGAACACGAACACUUGCACGGACAGCCUCGUCACUGCUCUAGACGACGAGACAUUGCUCAUCACCGAUUUCGUAGCCGACCAAGGCAACGAGAUGAAUUACAAGGGCAGUGGGAAGGUCCACUUCGGAGUGGACGAUGUGUCCCUCUACGGGACGCCGAAGGAGGAGCCGGGCCCGGGUCUUCCGGGCCAGGAAGUCAAGCAGAGCUUCUUGAAGAAUCAGCUUCAGGCCCUGUUCCAGCCUACCGACAACAAGCUGGCUAUGAAGCUGUUCGGAAGCAAGAAAGCUUUGAUGAAGGAACGGAUCAGGCAAAAGGCUGCAGGUCACUGGGUCAUCCAUCCUUGCUCCAGUUUUCGAUUCUACUGGGAUCUCUGCAUGCUCCUCCUGCUGGUAGCUAAUCUGAUAAUUCUGCCAGUCGCCAUUAGUUUUUUCAAUGACGACCUAAGCACUAGGUGGAUAGCCUUCAACUGCCUUUCCGACACGAUAUUCCUCAUAGACAUUGUCGUCAACUUCAGGACAGGCAUAAUGCAACAGGAUAACGCCGAACAAGUGAUCCUGGACCCGAAGUUAAUCGCGAAACACUACCUCAGGACUUGGUUCUUUCUCGACCUCAUUUCCUCCAUACCACUAGACUACAUUUUCCUCAUAUUUAAUCAAUUUCAGGACUUUAGCGAGUCCUUCCAGAUCCUGCAUGCUGGCCGUGCUCUCAGGAUCCUCAGGCUUGCGAAACUGUUGUCGCUGGUUAGGUUACUACGAUUGUCAAGACUGGUGCGGUAUGUCUCGCAAUGGGAAGAGGUCUAUAUCCCCCUUUAUCAACAGCCGGAGAGGCACUACGAGCGUCGGGCGACACCGCCCCAACCAGACCGAACCAGCAAGAUAUUGCAGAACCUACAAAAAAAACGCACUGAGCGGAGGGGGCGCCUAAGUUCUGACAAUAUGAGUAAAAAGAAGUCCGGUUUCAGCAAAAGCGACCUUAUUUUUAAGUUCCUGAAUAUGGCGUCGGUGUUCAUGCGGAUUUUUAACCUGAUUUGCAUGAUGCUCCUAAUCGGUCACUGGAGUGGCUGCCUACAAUUCCUGGUCCCAAUGCUCCAAGGGUUUCCUAGUAACUCAUGGGUCGCCAUCAAUGAAUUACAAGACUCAUUUUGGCUGGAACAAUACUCAUGGGCCCUUUUCAAAGCCAUGUCGCACAUGCUCUGCAUAGGAUACGGAAGGUUUCCACCGCAAUCCUUGACCGACAUGUGGCUCACUAUGCUCAGUAUGAUCAGCGGUGCUACCUGUUAUGCACUUUUCCUUGGACACGCGACGAAUCUCAUUCAAUCGCUCGAUUCCUCCAGGAGACAAUACCGCGAGAAGGUGAAACAAGUAGAGGAAUACAUGGCCUAUCGAAAGUUACCACGAGAAAUGAGACAGAGGAUCACGGAAUAUUUCGAGCAUCGCUACCAGGGCAAAUUCUUCGACGAGGAACUGAUCCUCGGAGAGCUGUCGGAGAAAUUAAGAGAAGACGUGAUCAACUACAACUGCAGAUCGUUAGUCGCGUCCGUGCCAUUCUUUGCCAACGCCGAUUCCAACUUUGUCUCGGAUGUCGUUACCAAACUGAGAUACGAAGUCUUCCAGCCGGGUGAUAUCAUCAUCAAGGAAGGUACGAUCGGCUCUAAAAUGUACUUCAUACAAGAAGGCAUAGUCGAUAUCGUGAUGGCGAACGGCGAGGUCGCGACUUCGCUGUCAGAUGGCUCGUACUUUGGCGAGAUCUGUCUACUGACGAACGCGAGGAGGGUAGCCUCGGUCCGUGCCGAGACCUACUGUAAUCUCUUCAGCCUCUCGGUGGAUCAUUUCAACGCCGUGCUGGACCAGUAUCCAUUAAUGCGCAGAACGAUGGAAAGCGUUGCCGCCGAGAGGUUGAACAAAAUCGGCAAGAAUCCGAAUCUGGUAGCACACCGCGAGGAGGAUCUUGGAAGCGAGUCGAAGACGAUAAAUGCCGUGGUGAACGCGCUCGCUGAGCAAGCUGCGCAUGCUAGCGCCAGUGAAGAAUCGGUACACAGCAUGGAGCUGAGGACUCUUCCCGCUUGUCUGUUGCCCAGACCAAAGUCUGAGAAUAAUUUCGCGAGUCAGGAGCUCUCCCGAGAGGGACGACGGAUCUUCCACAAGAGCGACACUUUCCACAAGGAUUCGUAUCAAUGACGACACUCGUUAUACUAGCAUACAGAGAGAUACUAACGGCUCCAUGAGCGACAGUGGCGUACACUGUCGAUCGGAUCCUUGGCAGCCGUUUUAAGCCUAGAUCCUGGACGCUACACUAGAAGCAAUCUAUACAUAGAUAUACGCUAUGCCAGUAGUCUUCUAGCGAUCGGUUUCUAGCGCCUUCUUAUAUUAACCUGACGGUACGUUCCAGUCCAGGAUCUAUGCGUAAAAUCGUGCGGACCAAGAGAAUGCCGACGUUCUCCAGCGAUGGUACAGCACAACACACAAAAUAAAACCAUCGUUUAGACGUAACGCUUAACGCGAAACGUUAAAUCUCAACAGCAAUAAACGAAGCAACCGAUAAAAAGAAGAAGAACAGAGAACAUUACUGUGAAGGGUUAGCUACGAUCGUUGUCCUUCGUUGUCACGAAACGAUCGCUCGAAGAUAGAGAAACGAUCGAGAAAUAUUUUCAACGGAGGAUCUUGUGCUUGACGAAGGAGGAAGAAGAGGAUCGAUAAAAAGAUAGACGACUGUGCCAUCGAUCGGAGAACACGGAGCCGUUAAUUCCUGCCGCGAGUCUUCUUCAUCGACGCAGGCGUCGCAACCAAAAAGCGAACAGAAACUGAUGCGACGACUGGAUGAAGACCUCAACGACGACGAAGAGCAGGCCUAGAAAUUUAUAGAGCGUAUGUAGAGCCCAUCGUGGACUAGGUAGAAAAAUCCUAAACGACAGUGUUAAACGAUGCGUAAAUUUCUCUGUGAUUUUGCAAAAGCCGUACGUUUCGCACUUUUAGAGAAAAAAUGAUGAAACACGGGGGCGAGGGGGGGUAUGAAAACAAGAAAGAGGAUAACAUAUACACGAACGAUUAAGAUUCUGUUUUUGGUUCUUUUCUAAGACAACUAACUAACGUAUUGAAGAGGACGGGAGAGAAACUCGUGAAACGAGGGAUAUUCCAAUUAUAAGUUUGUUAACGUGUUUUAACUUUAGCUUCGUAUCGUUGGAUAGUCCCGUGCGAGUGACCGAACGAAUAGUAAGAUUAAGAGAAGAAGGAAGGAGCAGCGUAUGAUAUAAGAGCUGGCAAUCGAAAGGGAAUUUGAACGAAGAUAAAGGAGAAGGAAGAUCGAAGAGGAUGUCCCAUUUAUCGCGGCUAAUCUGUCCUAAUUUUUGAGAUCGAAGGAGCACGCCUGCGAUUCAGAACUCGCUUCUAUGCUAUUUUAUUUUCGAAAUGGAAAAUCUUAAUAAUAAAUAGAAAAUACGUCUCGAAUGAAUUCGGGGCAGUGAACAAAUUGCCGAUAUCGAAUCAGAAUCAACAGAUCUAUUCAAUAAAAAAUCGGGGUUUCGGAAGACCGUGCUGAGACGCGAACAGAAGGGAAAGGAUCCAGCGCCACGGGAAUCGAGAUGGAUGAAUGUGUGAGAAUUUUUCAGGGUUACAAUUUUGAGGACAAACGGGGUAUCGAGUGAAGAAAUUUAAGUCGUUCUACAAAAGAGAGAAAAUUAAUAUUAUAAAACAAAUCUAAAUCGAAGGCCCAAAGAUCGUGUUAACUUGUUGAGUGUUCUUUGGGCUGCCACGGCUAAUAUAAAAAAAUGUAACACAAACGUCAAUGAAUGAGAGAUAAAAUUAAGUAAGUGGAACGCGAGAGAGAGCGAACGAGAGAGCGAGAGAUAAGUAUCUUUUUAUUCGGGUGAAAGACACGCGAUGUAUUAUAAGAAGCGAACAAAACAAAACAAAAGAAACAAACAAAAUAGAAGAAAGAAAGGAAGGUAUAAAUAUUAUGUAAUAAAUUAUUAUUAUUGUUACCGGUUAUCAUUGCAAUGAUUAUUACAUCCACUACCGCAUAAAUGAAAAUAAAAAAACACUAAGCAGAAUAAAUGACAAAAAAAUAAACUAAGAAGUAAAAAUGAGAAAACAGAUUACACACAUAUUAUAUAUAUAUAUACAUACAUACAUAUAUACAUAUACAUAAAUAUACAUAUAAAGUAUGCAUAGUGGUCAAUACAGUGCUGCAAGAUAUUAACGAUGUAACGUUUUAAACUGUAAAUCGCGAGGAAGAAUGACACACCGACAGACACCGAAUAUACAUUUACGGACAGUCUCGGACACAAUGACGAUCCUUGAGAAUAAAAUAAUGUUGCUUUUCUGAUAUUGAUUUUACGAUUCGACAGAACAUUUUCCAAACGAUAAGGGAAAAGCAGAAUAUAAAAUAGAAUUAAGAAUUUAAUACACGAUCGAAUUGUAUUAUUUUUGUAGCUGUUGGCGCGUACGUUUUUCGUUGGCGCGGUGUUAUUCUUUGCGUAUUUGAAAGUUUAACGCGACUGUUGGAUUUGUCUGAUAUUAGCGUUAUUCGUAGCGGAGAAGAGAACCCUCGAUUCUGAGAGAAUAUUUUCCGGGUCAGUGGCUUCUGAACUUGGAUUUUAUUAUCGGCACAUCUCUCUUUUAAUUCUUGAAAUGUAUAAAACACGCCAGUUCUCGAUUCUAACUCUACAUCGUAAAUUGUGAAAUGAUGUUACAGUUUGUGACGUGUUUCGUUUCCAAAUUUUAUUCAAUGGAUUUCUGUCAUUUGAUUAUUACAUUAAAGAAGAAACAAAGUAAAAGUGAGAUUACAGCAAUAAAAGAGACGCAGGAACCACUGUACCACAUGUUAGCUCAACUGAACGUAGAAUCGCAUCUGUUCGCAAAUGAUACUCUUCUUUAAACAAUUAAACGAACGCUCCAAGAGUCUAAUUUACAAAAUAGCAACGUUACUUGUUAUUUUGAAGUAUUAUAUAUAAAUAAUAUGUAUACACACGCUGGAUCACAUAUUGACGUAUACAAUUAUUACACCGACGAACACACACACACACACAACGGCGAAUGAAAAAGAAAAAACGAAACGUGCCAUUCGUUUCCUAGUUGAAUGUGUACACCUUCGUGCAUAUGUGAUUGGAUAUGCAUACAUGUACAUAUAUACAUAUAUAAAUAUAUAAAUAUCCACGUAAGAGUGUAGGACUAUUAUAUACAUGCGUUUCAUACAUAAUACAUAUACAUAUGUAAACAUAUACACCUACACACGUAUGAGGAAAACAGAAGUACCUAUUUUUCAUGUAAGAGAGAGAUAGUUUUCUGUCAUUAUUUUACAUCCCCUCACGUCAUCCUGAAUAAUAUUAUAUUAUAUAUAUAUAUAUAUAACGAUAAAAAAGAAUAACUAACUACGAUAAUGAUUAUUAUUAUUAUAUAUAAAUAUUGUAAUAGCGAUGAAAGAGAACGGUUUGCGUACCGUGGGUCGAAAAAAAGCAUCCCAAAAAAUGGUAGAAUACUCGUAGACCGCAUGACCGACGUUUUUAUAGAAAUCAACUCUAUGCACACAAAAACCGGUCUAGGACUAAUCUGCCAGCAUGGUUCGGGCCUAAGGUGUACGCGUAACUAAUUAUACAAACAAAAAUGAAAGAGAGAAAUUAAAGAGAGAAUGAGUGUGAGAGAGUGCGAAAGAAUAGAAUUAUUGUUACUAAUUGAAAAAAUAGGCGAGCGAGAACGAAGUAGAAGAUGAACGAUUUAUUAUUAUUACGAUUAUUAUUAUGAUUACGAUUACGAUUAUUAUUACGGUUAUUAUCACGAUUAUAAUUAUUCUUGUUAUUAUCAUUCGUAGAACGAAAACGUGGCAGAGAAGGAACGGAAGGAAAGAAGUUGUAUUCUUUGCUAUCCCUGCUGAAAAAAAGCAAAAAAAUCGAUAGAUAACUAUUUAUCCGCUGUCUGCUAAUGAAACGAUCAGAGCGCGACGGAAAAGAGGGGGAAAAAAGAGAGAAAUAUUAUUAUACCGUGUAAAAAGGCAUAAAAUAAGAUAAGAUAUGUUAUGUGUUGUAAAAAUCGCUCUAUGUACAACGUGUACAUACAGACAGCCGCGAAAAGAGCAUAAACUUUCAAAAAAAGAAAAAGACAAAGGCGAAUGUUAUACGAAGAAAUAUUAAAACGAACAGAAAAGCAGGCGAAGAAGGAUAACAAAAAUAUAAUAUUAGGAUUAAAUAUCGAGCAAAUGCGAACAAACACAGUGUUAAAAAAAAAAAAAAAAAACAAAUAAAUAACUCGUGCGGCUAUUCGAGAUGCACGUUAUUUGCUAAGCGACAAGAGUGAGACAUGUAAUUAAGCGAAUUAACAAAACAACAAAAGCAAACAGAAAAAAAAUAAAAAAAAGUAACAUACAAAAAGGCAAAGUUAGUUUUUGUAUCGAUAUCGAGAGAAUAGGUUUCGCAAGGUAGCAGAGAAACGGAAGACGAUCAGGGGCCCGGAAAUCGGAAAUGAUAACAUAAAAUCCGCGCGUGUAACACGGUUUACAUGGCGAAAUCGAAGAAACGACAGAUGGAGUUCGAUUUAAAAGAAAAGAGGACAAAGAAAAAGAAAUAAAGGAGAGUCAUCGAAGAACUUUCAGUUUUCUCGUCAGAUCGAUGAUGAAUGAUGAAUUGCGAGAUCGUCGUUCGCGGUUGAGAAACGAUACGGAAUAAUAAUACACGAUGCCAGAACUGUCCUAGAGCCAGAGUAUAAAAAAGUAUACAACAUAAAAAGACUGUAGCGCCAUGAAAUAUGUGUAUCUCGGAUCUUAACAUAUCAGACGUCUCGUUUCGAGCGACUACGAGAUCGUUCGCGGCGAGAUUUUUCGCUGGACAGCUUGCUGAUUAUCCGCGUUUCCAAGUGAAGCACACUUUGGACGAGUCUGGUGAUGGGCUAAGAAUCUUUUUCAAACGUGUUUGAAACUGUUAAUUAACGUAUGAAUGUUAUAAUAACGCGAAUGCGGUGAUCCAUUGUGCAAGGGUAAUGGAAAAGUAUUCAACAGAAUUUUCUUAUAUGAGAUUUUGUUUUUUCUAAAAGAUUGUUUUAAAUUUGAUCGAUGAAUUAUUAUAGAUUUUUUCCGUCAAUAUUUUAUGCAGUAAUUUGUCAAGAAUCGAGCAAUGGGAUGAAAACUGAAAUGCGUUAACAAUGUAAGUUAUAUCGUUUUGACAUGUUGCAGAAAAAAUUACAAAAUCGCUUUGUCAAGUUUGUCAAGUUACAAACAAUGCACUAGAUGUACUAGAGUAAUAGAUAGAAUAAUCAGAGAUACAACAAAUAUUUUCCUCACUUGACAAAAAAUCAUAGUACUAUAAAUAGCUCAAUCUCCUGAAAUUUCAUAAAGUUGUAGGAUCUAAAUGGGAAAAACAAUAUCGACAAAAAUAUUAAACAAAUCCUUAGAGCUGUUCUUCAUAACCACAAGUUCGAUAAUAUAAAUUAGAGUAUUGCAAAUGAAAUAUUGUGUUAACAUAACGUUGAUCUUUAAUGAAUUAACAUAAAACUUAUAAACAAAUCUUUUUUAUUUUUUAUUUUUGAAUUGUUAUUCUUAAGGAAAAUGUAUUCCUAAAAUUUAUUUAAAUAUUGUGAAUCGGAUAAAAAACGAAGUCUUGUAUAAAAAAAAAGCAUAUUUAACGUUUUCCAAUUAUUUUUGCACAAAAACUUAUCAUGUUAAAAAUAUCUAACGAUCCAUGAAGUCUUGAAACGUAAAGAUCUUUCACAUAGAAGCUUCACCAAUGUAUAAGAGACAUUACUAUAACUUUUUACUCGCAUAGGAAUUACCAUAGACGUUUCUAUCACUUCUAAAACUCUCAAACAAUUGUCAAAGAUCUUUACUCUUCAAGACUUUCUAACUCCAAUCUUAUACCUCGAAACGCAAGAUUUAAAACGAAAUCUCAAUCUUCUUAACGCAUAAAAUAUUCAAUUAUUAAUAUAGUUUUAAAUUUGCUAAAAUAUCUAUCCACUCGAAAUGUUAGAUCUGUGGAAGUCUAAAUUUCCAAAAUUUCACAGAAGCCUACAGAGACCUGAUGCGAAGAACGAACGACCCAUCACCAGACGUUUCAAAGCUUCCUAUCCUCAAGACCAGCCUACCUUCCAAAUCUCGCAAUUCACCUUACUAUUGUUCUCGAAAAAACAAAAAGAAAAACGAAAAAAAAAAAGGAAGAAAUUCCGUUUUCGACGUCAUUGGCUUGAGAGUUCAACGAGCCUACCGAGAGCCAUCGAAUCGAGAGAGCGUAGUCGAACUGAACCGUAGCGAUGACACAGUGUAGACAGAUACACACACCUAGCUAAAACUAAAACACUUCCGUUUCCGGUUUCAAGGAUCGAACGCAAUUAUUUAAGGAAAAGAAACAAACAAAAAAAAUUACAAAGAAAAAAGAUAAAAAAAUUAUAACGAUCGAUAAUGAAACAUGCGACUGUCCAAUGUCAAGUAGAAUGCUAAGCUUCGUUAGACAGUACACUGGCAAGCGUUUCUCGGUGAUCUCUACAAGGUGACACGCAAGACUGGCUCUUUAAAUUGCUGGUGUCUCGGAGAUUCCGUAUAGGUAGAUGUUCAUAUUCAAUGAUUUUGUUUAAGUAAUCACAUGUUAUAUACACACGCGCAUAUGUGAUUGAAACAACGAAGUCGAAGAUAUUAAAGUUCGUAAUCGCAGAUCAAUCGACAUGUCGAUCGCCUUGUAGAUCUCGUUAGGGAUGACUCUGAUAGAUUAGCCACUGUGUCUUAUCAUGUUCCUCUUUUUCUCGAUCUUUUCACUUGUUUAGAAAGUUUAUACCCUUUUAUGGUGUAAUAAAACGAUAAAUAUUGAAGAAACGAUUUAAUCAUUUCAUAUGGAAUAAUAAAUAAUAGUAAGGAUUUAUAGUACACAGAAAUUUGUUAGAAGAAAGAAGAUAAAUAGAAGAUAAAUAUGAAUGCAGCAAUUUUCGAAGUGGAAUUUAUACAAUUGAAUUUGGAUCAAGAAAUAUAAUAAACUUAAAUUUGUUUGAAGAAAGAGAAGAAGUAUAGAUUAAAUAAUUUUCAAAACAGAAUUUGUACAAUCGAAUUUUAAUUGCAUUCGUCAUAUAGUAAUGGUUGUUAAAUAUAUCAACUUAAUUUCAGUUUACAGCAGUAAUGAAAGUUUAAUAAUUAAUGUCGUGAAAAAUAUUGACAUAUUUUUAUAAACGAAACGACAAAAUCUAUCAGUGCCCAAAGUUCCAAUUAAAUCGCCCGAUGCUUUUACACUUUCCUUGAUAACACUAUUUAUAACAGAAUUGUAUGCACAAGAAAGAUGAAGCAGUUUUAUUGUGUGUAAGAAAACUAAUUUUUAUCGAAGGCUUAUGUUCAAUGGUUUUAAUUGUACUAUCUCGAACACGAAAAUUAUAUUAAUUAGAAAAAAUUAACAAUUCCGUAAUUCCAGUUAAAAAUAGAUAUUUCUUGCUUCUUCAUUUUAUGCAUCGUGUAUUGUAAUAAGUUUCGGUGGUGACAGAAAAAAUUAUAACAAUCCAACAGUCUUCGUAGAAAUUAUCUCGAAACAUGUGGUUUUCUUAAUCUCGAAGCAAUUAAAGAUUAAAAAAUGGUUCCUUUUCCACAUUCCGAAUUACAGUAGAUUUCUAACAUUGCAGCUUUCAAGACAUUUAAUUAUCAAAUAUGCCGGAUCAUUGACUUAUGUCUAGAUAAUGUAAGAAAUAUGAUAAAAAUAAUUUGAACAAGAGAAAAUGAAAAAGUUUCAAUUCUUUACAAUAAUCUUUAUCUGUCUUAAAAUAUGCUAAUGGAUUAGUUCCGACAAAAAAAAUAACAUAAAUUGGUCUAGGAUUAAUAGUAAUUACUUUAAUACACCUACGUUUAUAUAAUACGAUGAAAACGAAAAAAAAUGAUGUCUAAAAGAGCUAUAAAAAAAUUUGCAAUAUAGAUAAUAGAAAUGUUAAUCUUUCUGCAGUAAUCUUUGUCUUAUCUUUUUGAGAAAUAUGUUAAUAAAUUAGUAAGAUUUUUCCUACGAAGAUAGGGCCAAAACCCAAUAAUAAAAAUCUUAACAGCGAUUAAUUGAAAAAAUCUUGAAUAAUUAUAACACCCUUACUCGAUCGAAUGUUAAACAAUCAUGAGCAUCAAACCAACAUUAAAAUUCCACUAUAUUUAUAUUUAUCAUAUCAGAUGCAAAAAUUUUAGCCAUGUACAUACAUAUAAUAAAAUUCUAAUAUUUGUUUAUCCCCUCUCCAAUUAUUUAUUUACGACUAAUACGUAUCAAGUCAGGAAAUUUGUCCAAUCUUCGUAUUACACCAUGAAAAGGUCUAAUUCAUAGAAAUUCUGAUAGGAAUUGAUUUGAACGUAGCGAUCAUCGUUAAAUCGAUCCAGUGGUGUGCCACCGUGUAGAAAUCAUUCUAGUCGCUCGAGAAACCUGCGUAUAGUAGCGCCUUGUAAAGAAACAAACAAACAGAUAUAUAAACAGUAAAAAAAAGAAUAAAAAAGAACACGAGAGGAAGAAUGGAUGCGCGACGAGCGACUGAGAACGAACGAAAGAGGAUCGUGCAUGUGAGCGAGAUUGAGAAAAUGCGAGAGCGAGAGAGAAACAAAUAUAAAACAUUACCCUAGCGUCAAUUUUCUACGAAAAGAGUUUUCUACAAAAUUCACACCAUAAGCGUGCAUCUGGUCGCAUCGCGCUUAUCGUAUGAAUCUAUGUAUGUAUGCUACACGCAAGCGCUGGUACGAAUCUCUUGACGUUUUUCUAAUUAGAACAUCGUUCGCUAAGUUUGUUACACAAAGAAAAAGAAAAAUAAAUAAAUAACGUUUUCGCGGAAUGAUCGAUCGUGAACAUCGAUAUCGGUUUGUUCGAUGUAAAAACCGACGAGAACGUGAAACUAAGAGAGAAAGAGAGAGAAGAGAUGAGAGGAAGCGAGCGAAAGAGCGAGAGAGAGAGAGAGAAAGAGUGCAGCCCCAUAAAAAAAAAGCAAGCAUAGUAGCGGAUAUAAAAAUUAAGAGCUCAUAUAGGUGCUUGUUCGAGACGCACUAAAUAAUUGUAAAAGCGAAUAAUAUGGAAUCAGAUAAAAAAAAGAAAAAAAAUGAAGAUGAAGCAAUUACGAACUAUCGUUCAAUUAUUGAGUUCCGUAUCGGUGUUUAACUUUUCGCACUCGACCAUCUUCAUUCGUAUCCUUCAUCCUCUGAAUUUUCACUUUACAAACGAACACAGGAAAUCUUUAAGUAGCGAUUAAUAAUUACUUCUCUAUGUACGAACGUUCGAAAUCGAGUUUCCACUAAUAGAAGAUAUGAAAUUACCUAAUAUAUGAAUAUUUGAAUCGAGUGCGCAAAGAAUUAAAAACCGAUCGAGAUAUUCCUAUCGCUCCGGGAAGGAUAUAGAAUUCUAAUCGUUUGAAAAUGAGAAGUAGAGUGAUUAUUAUAAAAACGUGUUCGAGCAAAAGCGACGUUUGCGAUUAAUAAGAGUUAAUAUGUAUAUUUUCGUUCCAUUGUAAUUCCGUCGUCCGAUGAAGUUCAAUGGUGUAGUAUCGUUGUAGAUAAAUUAAUGCCAAAAAUGAAUUUUUGCGACUUGAUCUGGAUUAUAUGUUCUAGACCUGUCGAUUUCAGUUCCGUCAAGCCUCGUUUAGAUUAGACAAAUGAACUAUAUUCGAGUAAUUUCUGAUCCCUUUACCACUAAGAAAUAUCCUUUUAUCGCGUUGACUGCCACAAUAAUUACAAUUAUCUGGUUUCUUGUGGUCGGAACUGCCUUAUUUUUCAAUAGGAUGGCGACAAGCUAUAUAAUUAUAUGUUUAAGCGUUAAUGAAUGAAUUUUUUCCUUAACAAACAUAUUUUUUCACUGUUCUUUGCUGAGAAGCGCCAUAUGAUUCACACGGCCCAUAUAGCUGGAAUUUUUCACAGCGAGCAACGUGUUAAGUUUCUAUAUUUGUUCUCAUUAGUCAAAUCAUUGUUAACGUGAACUUAUUGUUUUAUUUGAAUUUAAAUAUUCUUUUAAGUUUCUACGUUUGUUCUCAGUAACUAACGAUAAUACACUUCGCUCUUAUUUGGUUACGUUCAAGUAGCUUUACAGUAGUUACUCCACUAAUAUUGAUUUAUCUGUUACUUUAAUUAAUUUGAAAUAUCCUUUGAGGUGUUUUCGUAAACUUAAGAUCAAAGAGGAUCUCUCAACCAUCCCUUGAUUUGAAACAAAUAACAGUGAUUAAGAUGUUGGUUCCUCAAACUAAGUCGAUUUUAGUAUGUCAUAUUAGGUAUCUAGUUGAAGUCAGGUUCCUUGAACUCAAAAGAUUUCUAAUUAAGUAACUUGACUUAUAAUCGUGACAAAUAUGUGUCACGUUAUUUGAGUUCAAGCAGUCUGAUUAAUCUGAACGAGACUUUAGAAACAGGUUGCCUGAUCGGUAUUUGCUGUAUAUAAUAACUCUCUAGUCGCAAGAUAUCAAUUUUCUUUGGUUUUGCAACCUUAGAAAUAGUGAGGAAAAAGAUAUUAAGCAAAUGUCUGGAAUUCUCUUUUAAAAUCACGACGUUGAACAAAUUUUAAUAACAGGAAUACUCUGAUAAAGAAUCGCAAGUGAAAUGUAACUUGUUGAUAAGGUAACGUUGGUCCUGGUAAUAGGUGAACUUUAAACAAAAGAUCAUAGCUGAUGAGGAAAAUCGAUGGACUUUUACUCUAGAAAAUAUUUAUAGAGUUCCAUUGUAAAUUAACCAGUUAAUCCAACCUUUAGCGAGUUAUUGCAAAACGAUCGAAAAGUAAUAACUGGAGAGUUCUCAUAGAGAAACCUCAGUUCGAUUCUCAAAAUUCCGUUCGAACCGCUACACCAUUGUUCGCAACAGUGAUCCAACCACCUCCCCAUGGAACGAAUAUAAUUGUGUUUUGCGAUUACGAUGAAAUAAAAAAAAAAAGAAUAAAAGAUAUACGUGUAUUCACGUACAUGUAUAUGCGCGCGUGCGUACGACAAAGAUGAAUUUCGUUUAGGCCAGCUCGUGGCUCGAGCAAGUAAAAAUAUGUUUAAAACUGACGGAACGAAGAAGGGGUUUAACGGAACUAGACAGGGUUAGGGUUUUGAUCGAAAUAAUCCUACCAUCCGCAAUUUGAUGUUUACACAUACACACGUACACUGAUGAAAGUUUUCGUGUUCGUUAUAUCGGUGUAAACGAAUGGAAAGAGACAGAAAAGGGAAAAAAGCGUGAGAAGGUGGACGAUUUUCGUCACGACCACAUCAAUCAUAAUUAGAAAACGUUUGGUCGAGAAAUAAGAUGAAUUAAGAAAUAAUACUAAUAAUACGUAUGAAGAGACUCUAUCGCGAAGGAAUAGGUACAUCGUACUUCUUGAGACAUAUACACGUAUACUUCUUCUUGUUUCCGGUUCUCUAGCCUGCGAUUAAAUAUAUUUUAUUAAAGAAUAACUAAGAGAUAAAAACGUUACAGAUAAUCGAAUAACGAGCAUAAAGUGUAAUGAUGCAUGCAAAAUAGAG